Glycine soja is the source of this 790-nucleotide messenger RNA. RefSeq lists its product as uncharacterized. The record is from RefSeq and is a predicted model, not a curated record. NCBI's taxonomy places the organism in Eukaryota, Viridiplantae, Streptophyta, Magnoliopsida, Fabales, Fabaceae. Bases 12 to 617 code for a protein of 201 amino acids. The transcript has a single exon.
UGAAGAAGAUAAUGCCACCAUCGUUCAUAAAUUUGAAAAACUCUGAUGAUCUAACUGCUCAACAAUUAUUCAUAAAGGAGCAUGAAGGAUUGCGGGGAAAAGGAGAGGAAUGGAUGAAACGUACUGCUGAGUUUUGUAUGCUUAUAUCAACCGUUAUUGCCACAGCGGUUUUUGCUGCGGCAAUUAACAUACCAGGUGGUAUUGAUGAUGACACAAAAAAACCAAAUUAUUUGAACAAAGCAUCAUUCCAAGUAUUUGCAAUAGCAGAUGCAGCUGCAUUCGUCUUCUCAGCGACUGCAAUUUUGAUAUUCUUGUCUAUUCUCAUCUCGCGAUAUGCGGUGUACGACUUUCACAAGUCACUGCCCUUGAAGUUAAUAUUUGGACUGAUAACUCUGUUCAUCUCCAUAGCAUGCAUGAUGGUUGCAUUUGGAAGUUCCUUCUUCAUAACCUACUACUAUGGUUUGAAGGUGCUUCCUGAUUCAAUUGCAGUACUUUCGUGUCUACCCUUGCUUCUAUAUAUAGUUUUGCAAUUUUCAUUAUGGUCGGAUAUCAUCUACUUAACAUUCUAUUGUAGGAAUCUAUUUAAGCCAAGUAAACGUAUGAUUAUCUCGACUUAAAAAACUACUGCCUCCUAUCCUCGUUACAAGGUCCAAUGCAAGUUAAAAGUGUAACUUGACAGUUUAAUUUUAUAAGGUUUAAUCUAAAAUAUUUUUUUGAGGCAAAUUAGUUUUUCACAAAAUUAUCCUUAAUUAAAAUUAGUCUUAGAAUGAUGUGUAAGUGAAAAAAUUUA